Molecule: messenger RNA, 1188 nt
Organism: Strongylocentrotus purpuratus (purple sea urchin)
Lineage: Eukaryota; Metazoa; Echinodermata; Echinoidea; Camarodonta; Strongylocentrotidae
Exons: 2
Coding region: 303-974 (223 amino acids)
Source: RefSeq, a predicted model, not a curated record
UUAAAAAAAUCUAAGUUUUGAUCCCCAGUCACAGCUACAGCAGAUGAGGUUUGGUUCAUUGAAGAAGCUAAGUAGAACUGCAUAUAUUCUGAUUGAGGCCUCAUGGUACAUUCCUGAAUCUGAUUCCCCCAAAAGUCAUGUUCCGACACAAUGAUUUCACAAAUGAUCUAACGGGCUGCAUAUAGUGAGGACGAAUUCAUAAAAUUAUCACAUGAUUUAGUUGAACUAAAAUUGUUGGUUGUUCUUGAAUUUUCUUUUCCGUUAAAAGUUUUCAUUUUGACUCAAAGAGGUAACAACGUACCAUGAUGUCUGUACAACCUUGCAAGCUCUUGAUAUUCGCCACAACCAUCGUGCUCACCCGAGGAUGUUGCCGCAAACCAAAGAUCGUACCAUGCGAACCUAUCGUCUUAGGCCAAGCACAGUCUGCCGAGAUUGCCGCAGCCAAGCAAAGUGGUUUCAUCGAUGCUCUCCAAGCCAACAGAACACUAACGUACCAAAACCAACAACCGAUUAUAACUGAUUUCACCGAAGACCAGAUGGCGCGAGUGUUGGAGGUGUACAAAGAAUUCGGGGGGAACCGGGGGGACGACGAAUUAGGGAGCUAUGACAAUCUUCUGUGGGAACCUGAACCUUCCAACGCACCACGUGCACGGCGAUCUCCUGUAUUAGAAGUGCCCAUCUGCCCUGUCCAAAACAUCAAGCAGUUUCUAAUUACAGCAUUUAACGCGGAUGGUCAACCAUUACAGAUUGUUCAGUUCUCUGGAUUCAAGCAAUGGGUCCUUCGUCAAGAGUGCACGGAGUCGUUGUCAUCUCAAGGUACACUGUCUAUGAAUGGAGCCAAUAUCUUAUGCCAUACCAUCCGGAGAUCCGUCUUCCUUGUCGCUAUCCGUCUGGACGACGGCGCUGUGAACCAAGGAGAUAUUGCUGUACAAGAAGUACAAGUGGAGUCAUGUUCUAGUUUUGUUGAGGAAUAGGCCCACAGUAUACAGGCUAGAUGUAAAAUGAUAUUGUUGUUCUUCUUCGUAUUAAUAUUAGUAUCCCCAUCAUUAUUAGUAUUAAUGCUAUUAUCAUUGAUAUCAUGAUAACUUCAUCAUAAUUUCUCUGAAGUUUGAUAGACCACCAUUAUCGCAACAAGUAUGGUUCCAAUUGGUUCCAAUUGGUUUCAAUUGGUCUCAAUAUGUUUUAACA